AUGACGGGUUUAUCUGUUUUCCACUUUCUUCUAUCAUCAAUCCUUCUUCUUUCCUGCGUCCUCCUGCAAUACCAGCCAGUUCACGCCAUUAAAAAGUACACGCAUUUGGAUUCUGAAAAUGCAUGUCAGCUGUUUGAAUCUUGUUGUGUGUGGCAGUCUUACGUUGUAUACUUAGGAUCACAUUCGCAUGACCCAAACCCUUCUGCUAAUGAUCAAGAUUCUGCCACCAGUUUUCAUUACAGCCUACUAGCUUCACACUUGGGAAGCCGCAAGAAGGCGAAAGAAGCGAUAUUUUAUUCAUAUAACAGACAUAUCAAUGGUUUUGCUGCGUUGCUCGAGGAGGAGGAAGCAGCAGAUAUUGCAAAAAAUCCAAAAGUAGUGUCAGUGUUUAUGAACAGAGGCCACAAACUUCAAACCACACGGUCCUGGGAAUUUCUGGGAUUAGAGAACAGUAAUGGGCAAGUUUUGGAAGACUCAAUCUGGGAGAAGGCUAGAUAUGGAGAAGAUACCAUCAUUGGUAACAUCGAUACUGGUGUAUGGCCUGAAUCGAGGAGCUUUAGCGACGAAGGAAUGGGACCAAUCCCUUCAAGGUGGCGAGGUGCAUGCCAACUUGACAAUUUUCGUUGCAAUAGAAAGUUGAUUGGAGCACGAUUCUUCAGUAACGGUUACGAGUCCCAGUUUGGCAAACUCAACGAAUCGCUCUACACAGCGCGCGACGAGUUAGGCCAUGGCACUCCUACUCUCUCCGUCGCCGGAGUAACUUCGCUCGUGGCGCAAACGUUCUUGGCUUCGGCAAUGGCACCGCCAAGGGUGGGUCCCCCCGAGCCCGCGUCGCCGCCUACAAGGUCUGCUGGCUCUCUGUCACCGGAAUCCAAUGUACCGAUGCUGAC
Messenger RNA from Neltuma alba, 890 nucleotides. RefSeq names its product subtilisin-like protease Glyma18g48580. The transcript is spliced from 6 exons. The annotation marks the transcript as partial. Lineage: Eukaryota; Viridiplantae; Streptophyta; Magnoliopsida; Fabales; Fabaceae. The record is from RefSeq and is a predicted model, not a curated record. Gene Ontology annotation, biological process: proteolysis. Gene Ontology annotation, molecular function: serine-type endopeptidase activity.